CAUGGAGGGCAUUCCUAUGUGGUUGUUUGUAAACAACUUGAAACCUGCCUCAACUCGGUGGCUGAAAACGAUCUAGAAGGCUCCUUUAAUUCAAUUUGACUGCUGAGAAGGAUGAUAUUCCUCUUAAACUGUGUUUUUUAGAACGGAUCGCCCUACAUUUCUUGACCUUGGCACACAGAAGGAGAAUACAGAACAUUCUGAAUAGUUACCAAAACUUGUAAAAUUAUUUAUGAUUUCUUUGAUAUACCAAAGAUUUUAAACAGCACGAAUUCAGUGGUAAUUGAAGGCUCUUAGUCGAGAAAAAUCAGAGAAUUACUGGUACGAGGUAUAUCGUGAUAUUUGUGAUGCAGAGGGGACAAACAGAUAAAGAUCGGCGUCGAAACGCCACACAAGAGUGUCAAGCUCUAAGGGAUUUAGUGAACAAGUUGAAGAUGGAACUUUUGCAAAGUCAAGUGGAAACUCAAAAAGUUAAAGAUCAACUCCAGUGUAUGAUAUAUCUUGUUCGCCGAGCUUGGCAGGGAGAUGAUGUAGCAUCAAUACAUGUAGCCAAUAUUGUAGGUGUGGCCCCACCAAAGAUGCAGAGGUCAGAUCAUGAUGAAAUUGUGGCCACACCCAAGUCUAGAGCUCUGAAUGGCUGGGCUCGACUUGUUAUUGGUCUGUUAAAUCGUAUGUACCAAGAGGAAGAACUUGAACUACGCGCUAAACAACUUUUGUACAUGCGUGACAGAGAAGAACUACUUGACGAGCAGCUUAUGUCACACAAGGAUAUCACACGCCAUCAAACGAAUGUUUCCCUUUUGCAAACCAAUACCUUACAGUUACUACAGGCCAAAGAAGAAUGCAAAGCUCGAGAGAGAGCGGAGGAACGAGAGCAAAUUGAACAGCAAAAACAAGAAUUGAAAGCAAAGUUUAGAAGGAGGCCACCAAGGCUUCAAACCCACGGCGUGGCCCGGAAGGACAGUGUGGAGAGAAUUGUUGACUUAGAUAUGUCUGGUAACCUCUUGAUCAGCCCGGUGAGGAGCAAGAAGAUAGCAGCUAAGGAAAGUACUCAGGAGAGACUUGUUAAUAGUCCAGAAGAUCUGGAAGAUGAAGCUAUAGUCGAAGGAUCGUCCUCCUCAUGCAGCAAUAUCAAGAAGGAAAGCGCUAAUUCAAACGAUGUCUUCCUCACAAGAAGAAGAUCUAGCUCUUUAAGCCGGGAGGAAGCAAACUUACCGAAACAGAAAAGAAAUGGCAAUCAUACUCGUUCACAGACAAGCGAUUGGACUGGAAAAAGAAAACCUAGGCCCCAAACUGCAGCUGCGAAAAGUUCCAACACGGGGGGCAGCAUGGUUGUGAAGAGCAAAGGAAGGCCUAUGUCCGCCCACGUGACCCAGCCUAUGGCAUGGAGUAAACCCCCUCCAACCUUUGACACAAGUAAAACCAGAAGACAGUUAGAUCUCAUCGAAAGAGACUUGAAGUUCACAACGAAGGCGCUUCAGGAUCGACUGGGUAUUUCUAAACAAGGAUUUGUGUAAAUAAAACGAUUUCAAUGCCGUAGAAAAGGCAAUGCAAGGCUUAAGUCGCGUGGAGACCAUUUUGGCGUGUUUGCGGUAACAAAAGAAAUGUGUAAAAUUCAGUGGCGAGGUAAAAAACUGAGGCACACAAGGGGAGUUACAGUUAGAUUCCUUUAUAUGAACACAAAAGACUCAGAAAUCUAGCUAAAAGCUCAAUUAGUCAAUUUUAGCAAAUAUGGUGAAUUUUCUGCUAUGUCUGCUCCUAACGGAAUCGGUUAUUUUUGAGCCACGCAUACCCGGAUUGAUUUAACAGUUUGACUACAUGUAAGAGUGAAAUAAA
Molecule: messenger RNA, 1833 nt
Organism: Pocillopora verrucosa
Lineage: Eukaryota; Metazoa; Cnidaria; Anthozoa; Scleractinia; Pocilloporidae
Source: RefSeq, a predicted model, not a curated record